Molecule: messenger RNA, 1209 nt
Organism: Chenopodium quinoa (quinoa)
Lineage: Eukaryota; Viridiplantae; Streptophyta; Magnoliopsida; Caryophyllales; Amaranthaceae
Exons: 2
Coding region: 1-1209 (402 amino acids)
Source: RefSeq, a predicted model, not a curated record
AUGGUGGAAGUGGUGAAGAGAUUCAGUAUGCCCAGUAUGGCCAUGUACGACGGAACAUCAGACCCUGAUGAGCACGUAUCCUUUUACAAGCAGAAGAUGAUGAAAAACUCAAUCCCUAGAGACAUCAGGGAGGCAAUUAGGUGCAAAGGCUUUGGAGCCACCUUAUCAGGAAUGGUUAACCUAUUCAAGAUCCAAUUUACUAGCAGUAAGAAGAUCGAGAAAAAAUCUUCAGAUCUGUACAGAGUUGUGCAAAGGCAUGGAGAAUCCUUGAGGGAUUAUCUUAACAGGUUCAACAGGGAGAAGAUUGGGAUACACAAAUUCGAUGCUCCUAUAACCGUCGAAGCAUUCAGAAGAGGAUUGCUAGACCAAAGCGAGCUCUAUAAGGAACUGACUAAGUACCCCUGCACAACCUUUGAGGAUGUCCAAGCCAAAGCAAUUGCCCAAGUCAGGUUUGAAGAAGAUGUCUACGCAAGAAAGACUCUUGAGCCAAAUCUUUCAGCAAGAAGGAACAAUAGCUCUCCCAGAAGGGAUCAUAGAUUCAAUCCUUAUCGGCGACCCCGCUUUGAAGAAGGAACUAUCAAUGUUGUAGAGGGAGAAUUCACAGAUUGGAGGGAAGAUCCUAAACUCCCCCCUAAAUUGCAUGAAUAUUGUUUCAAUGUUAACCUUGUAGGUGUGAUAAGGACCUUAAACAAAAUGGGAGAUACUGUACAAUGGCCCAGAAAGAGUGAUAUACCAGGAGAGAAGAAAGAUCCGUCAAGGUGGUGUGACUUCUAUUCAGAUAUUGGCCACACUACUAAUGAAUGUGUGGCGCUCAGAAAGGACGUUGCCUACCUACUAAAGAAGGGAUAUCUCAAGGAGCUCAUGACAGAUAGGUCCAAAGCCCCAAACAGAGAAAGAGUCUCCAAUCAAGGUGGCCCCCCACCUCCUCCUCCAAUUGUCAAGACUAUUUGUUUCAUAUCUAGAGGGUCAGAAGUGUGCGGCCUGACGUACUCAAAAGCGAAGUGCCAUGCCAAAGAAAGCAACAUAGACAAGCCAGCAAAGAAAGCACAAGAAAAAAUUGAUAUUCCAAUCAUGUUUGAAGAAAGUGAUGCAGUAGAAGGGCACCAUGAUGGCCUAGUAAUUUCGCUCCCAGUUGGAAAUUGCUUGAUCAAGAAGAUCUUAGUUAACAACGGAAGUUCAGCAAACAUCAUUAUGCUCGAUAUAGUGUAA